AUGGCGAAAGCUUCCCAUACAUUGCAAAAAGGUGCUGUUGUCCAGCACACUGCCGAAGCCCAUAACCUGAAAGGUCAACUGCCUGAAGGGAGCAUGGAAUCUUUGGCAACAACCAUUCGUUUCGUCACGCUGAACUGUCGAACACUAUCGAGUGAACUCCAACAAGCCGCUCCAUCCAGACUUCUGCGAUAUCUCUGUGUGCCUUUUCCUGCACUGCAGGAAACACGCAUGAGACAUCGGUCCGUCAUCAGCAUCGAAUAUUACACCAUAUACUGUGGCGAUGCUGAUGAGAACAAAGUAGGUGGCUGCGCGAUAGCUGUGAGGAACGAUCACAAGAACCUGGUGGAGAAAUUUGGCUCAACGUCGUCUAGAUGCGCCUUUUUACGACUGCGGGAUCGCAGAGGACGUAAACUCUGGAUCGUAAGUGCUCACGUACCUACGGAAAUCGCUGAGGACAACAGUAAGGAGGCCUCCUAUGAUGAACUCAAUGCGUUGAUGUCUAAAAUAUCAAGCCAGCAGGUGGUCAUUGUCGGAAUCGACGCAAAUGCGAAGAUGGGACUCGAACAGCAAUCCGAUGUGCUAGGAAAGUGGUACUAUGCAGCGGAGCGCACGUCAGACAACGGUGACCGUCUGGUCGACUUGUGCGAAGAGACGGGCCUCAUCAUCGCUUCCACGUUUAAAAGGAACCAUCGACGUCAUCAGCUCACGUGGCAGGGGUCAACCCUUUUAACAUCUGAAGAGCAGCGCAAGCGGAAGAUCAGGACUCUUAAACUUCAGCUCGACUACGUUCUGGCGAGGAACAUUUCUCAGUCAGAUACCCGAAAAUCUAGAGCUGUUUGGGACGUCGCGUUCGACUCUGACCACCGUCCAGUUCUUCUCAGCUUCAAGACACGGUUCCACAAGAGAAACCGAGGAGUUCCUCUUCAACUGAAAAUCGACAUGGCAGGUCUGAAAGAUGAUGAAUGCAGAACAAAAUCCCGCCAACGUGUGUCUAUUCAUGUUGGAGUACGGACCAGGAAGAAGCUCAGCGAUACGGAUUCCUUCACAAAGUGCAUCCAAGAUGCUGCAAGGGAAAUGCUCCCGGUUCUAUUGCCGCGAAAGAACGCUGGUGACUUCAACCAGGAAAAGCGUCUUAGAAGGAAGGUGCGUCAUCAACUGCAACAAGACCGCGAUAACGAGCGGACAUCAAGAGCGAUAGAGUUUGAGAAGGCGUGGGAGGACAAGAACCCGCGGAAAGCCUAUGCUCUACUAGAACAGUAUAAUGUCGGUGAAGCAACCCUUCCAAUUUGGAAGGAACACUUCAAGACCUUGCUGAACCGGCUAGCACCGUCAGCCCCUGAACUCGAACACAUUCAUAGACCGACAUACUCGGUUAACGAGGAGCCACCGACCGUGUCGGAGGUCCUGGUCUGUAUUCAAAAAAUGAAGAAUGGAAAAUCUGGCGGAGACGACGGGAUUAGCGCAGAAAUGCUAAAAUAUCUUCCUCCGUCUGGGAUUCGUGAGAUGACAAAGAUCAUCCGUUCAAUAAGGAUAGACGAAAGGAUACCUGAUUCGUGGAGACACGCUAUCAUAAUUCCCCUCCACAAGAAGUUAUCCGUCACGGACCCCAGGAAUUAUCGAGGAAUCUCUUUGCUGCGUGUUAUGUACAAGGUAGUGGAGCGCAUUAUCCUGGACCGACUCAUUAAACAUCGCGAAGAAACAACGCGCGACGAGCAAGCUGGCUUUCGUCCUGGCCGAUCUACGAUUGACCAGGUGUUCAUCGUCAGGAGAGUGAUCGAAAUCUGGCAGCGGCCGUCUUGUCAACGCGCUGAUCGCCGAUGGAGUACCAGGAAAGUUCGUCUUGAUGACAUGAAUCAACGAACAACUGCUGCUGUUCGAACACCAGCCGGAUGUACAACACCGUUUGAAGUGGUAACUGGAGUAAGACAAGGGGCAGUGGCAGGACCUUUCCUGUUCAAUUUCGCAAUCGACAACAUUAUGCGAAGAACAGUCGACCAGUGUCCUACCGACAUUGUCUUAGCACCAUCUGGGUGCCCCUUCACUGACCUCGAGUACGCCGACGAUGUUGUUAUAUUCGCGGAAAGCAGUACGAAACUUCAACAUGUUGUCAACCUUGUAUCGAAGCUGGCUGCAGCCUAUGGACUACGCCUACGCCCCGAUAAAUGCAAGUAG
Messenger RNA from Necator americanus (New World hookworm), 2172 nucleotides. RefSeq lists its product as uncharacterized. The coding region runs from base 1 to 2172 and encodes 723 amino acids. The record is from RefSeq and is a predicted model, not a curated record. NCBI's taxonomy places the organism in Eukaryota, Metazoa, Nematoda, Chromadorea, Rhabditida, Ancylostomatidae. The transcript has 4 exons.